CCACCCUGGUCCUUGUUCUCGAUGUCCAGAGGUCGAAUGAAGGACUCCAGCUCCAUCCUCGCUGGAAUCACUCGGGGUUGUCCACAGAUCAGGCCGGCCUUGCGGGCUGGACCCCGCUUCCUCCUGGGACCACCUGGAAGGAGUCUCCGCCGAACUACACUACACUGGGAGUCACUUCCGGCCUCCCUGGAGGACUGGGCGACGCUCUGUCCGUUGCCUUGGAAACAGAGGGAGGCGGGCGGGCGUCCUCUACCGGUUAGCAAGAAGACUGCUCCGCAACUAGAACGAAGCCUCUAAGACGAGCGCUGGGGAGGGGCCUAGGUGGGGUGCUAGCUCUGAAUGGCCGUAAGGUCACGCUCCUCCCCAUUCACCACACUUGCCAAUAGGCUCCGGGUCCACUGCACAUGCGCAGGAUCCUAACAUACCGUCCAUCACGGCCGUUGGUCCCUCUUGUUGGCUACAGGAAGACACCCAGUACAAUGCCAUCCCCACUGGGCCGCCCACGCCUGCCCUCUGUGGAUCCUGUGGCCAUCCUGGAGGAGCCUGAGGCAGCACGCCUGCGCUUCCGGGGGUUCUGCUACCAGGAGGUGGCAGGUCCCCGUGAGGCCCUGGCCCGGCUUCGAGAGCUGUGCCACCAGUGGUUGCGACCGGAGGCAUGCUCCAAGGAGCAGAUGCUGGAGCUGCUGGUGCUGGAGCAGUUUCUGGGCACACUGCCUCCUGAGAUUCAGGCCUGGGUGCGGGGCCAGCGGCCAGGCAGUCCUGAGGAGGCUGUAGCCCUGGUUGAGGGCCUGCAACAUGACCCUGGGCAGCUGCUGGGCUGGAUCACAGCCCAUGUCCUGAAGCAAGUGGUGCUCCCAACAGCACAGAAGACAGAGGAAUCCUUGGGGAGAUCCCACCCCUUAGGGACAGUGGAGCUCCUCAGUGCCACCUCUGGGGAGGGAUCACAGGACAUUCAGAUGGAGCGGUCUGCCCAGCUUAGCUGCAGUGUGAAGGAGGAGCCAGAUGCUGAUGGGCAGGAGAUGGCACCUUCCAGCCCCCAAAAUCCAGCCCAGUCCCAAGAGGGACACCCUGGACACAGGGAACCAACUUCCACAUCCUUCCACCCACCCAGGAUUCAGGAGGAGUGGGGGCUACUGGACCCGUCACAGAAGGAAUUGUACUGGGAUGCAAUGCUGGAGAAAUACGGCACGGUGGUCUCCCUGGCAGGAAUACCAGCCCCCCAGCCAGAGGCACAGGCUGAGUUGGAGCCGGGGGCAUUGCGUACAGGGACAGAGAGUCUCCACCUGGGAGAUGAGAAUGAGAGCCACUGCGAGGGUCCAUCCCGCUGCCCAGAGGACCAGCCACCCCGGGGCUUGGGGUCUGUUACUUGGGAGGGCCCGUCUGUGGCCUCUAUGUCUGCCAGGGCAGUGCUGGGAGCAGGGCUGGAGCCUGGCGCCCCUCGGAGGAAGCCUUAUACCUGUGAGCUGUGCGGCCGAGGCUUCGACUGGAAAUCGGUGUUUGUCAUCCACCACCGGACACAUGCAGAUGGGCAGGGUACACAGGCACCAGCGCUGACUGUGGGUGGUGCUCAGAAGCUGCCACAGGGUUCCCGGGAGCCAGGCACACCACGUCACCCCCGACGCGUGCUCCCAUGCCCCCGGAGCUAUGCAUGUGAGGAGUGUGGGUGCAGCUUCAGCUGGAAGUCGCAGCUGGUCAUCCACCGCAAGAGCCAUGCAGGCCAGCGGCGCCACUUCUGUGGAGACUGUGGCCGUGGCUUCGAUUGGAAGUCCCAGCUGGUCAUCCACAGGAAGAGCCACCAGCCCGAAGCCCCACUUGCGGAGGCUGGACUUCCGGCGUCCGGGGGCUGUCACUUUGCUGCCGGGCGUGGGGCCACACCGGUGUCGGGGACUGAGGCGCGACCGGCCCGGGCCGGUUUUCCAGAGGCUUGGAGACCCAGGGCGAGGGCUGCGAGGAAGGCGCGAGCGGAGGGCCGCAACGCGCACGCCGUGAUCGUGGGCGACGGUCGCGUCCCCCGAGCCUGGGUUUCUCCGGGUGUAGCCUGGGACGCCCCGCAAGGCUGUGGGGCGGUGCCCAGAGUCACGUGUUCUCCGACCCCCGGGCGGCAGGGGCGGCGGCGUCCUGGGCGUCUGUGCCCUCGAACGACGGGAAGACUGAGGCCUGGAGCCGGGACGUCGCGUUGUGCGUCGCUUUCUGCGCGUCCUCAAGCAAGGGUUCUGAUGGCGACCGCGGCGCUGACAGAGCCCGCACAGAGCCUGAUGGCCUUUGAGGAUGUGGCCGUGUACUUCUCCCAGGAGGAAUGGGAGCUCCUGGAUGCAGCCCAGAGGGCCUUGUACUGCCACGUGAUGCUAGAGAACUUCGCACUUGUGGCUUCACUGGGGCUCUCUGCGUCACGACCCCGGGUAGUCAUGCAGCUUGAGCGUGGCGAGGAGCCCUGGGUUCUCAGUGAGACAGAUGUGAUGCCAGCCAGGAAUGCUCAGAGGAAGGCCAGCCCUGGUUCCCGUCAUCUGGCAUACGACAGGGUGGUUCCUGGAGAAGCAGCGCUGCCAGGGGCCCUCCAUGAUGGCUCCCGUCCAGCGCCUACAAGGGUCCUUCCCUUCACUGGCAUGUGUGAUCGUGGGAAAAGCCUGGAGGACUGGCAGGGCAUCUCCCCUUCUCAGGAGAAAAAACCCACAGGGGUGUCUGUAAUCUAUUGGGAACGGCUCCUGCUAGGUCCUGGCAGUGGGGAGGCCAGUGUCAGCCUCAGGCUGACCUCUCCACUGAGGAUGGCUGAGGACAGCUCACCCAGGGAGAAGGCCCUUAUGAACCGCCCCGUGCCAGGCAAGCAGCUGAGGGCAUGUGGGGGUCAGAAGCCAUAUGGGCGGGAGGCCCCUGGGAGAGCCUUCCCCAAAAUUCCAGAAUUUGAGGCUGGUCUCACCUCUGGGCAAGGUGGUAAGGGUACAGCUAGCCACAAGCCUCAUGGACUCCCUGCUGGCCAGGAGCCCCCGACCUGGCAUCAGCUGGGCAAGGCCCUCCACACAGGCACUGGCCUCCUUUCAGGGGAGAAGCCCUUCGAAUGCAGGGCAUGCAACAAAGUGUUCGUGAAGAGCUCCGACCUGCUCAAGCACCUGCGCACCCACACUGGGGAGCGGCCAUAUGAAUGUGCUCAGUGUGGCAAGGCCUUUAGCCAGACAUCACACCUGACGCAGCACCAGCGCAUCCACAGUGGUGAGACACCCUAUGCAUGCCCAGCCUGUGGCAAGGCCUUCAGGCAUAGCUCCUCCCUGGUGAGACACCAGCGCAUACACACAGCUGAGAAGUCUUUCCGCUGCAGCGAGUGUGGCAAGGCCUUCAGCCAUGGGUCCAACCUCAGCCAGCACCGCAAAAUCCACGCAGGUGGGCGGCCCUAUGCGUGUGCCCAGUGUGGCCGCCGCUUCUGCCGCAACUCACACCUGAUCCAGCAUGAGCGCAUGCACACGGGUGAGAAGCCUUAUACCUGUGCUCUUUGCGGUGCUGCCUUCAGCCAGGGUUCCUCGCUGUCUAAUCACCAGCGUGUGCACACAGGCGAAAAGCCCUUUGCCUGUGCAGAAUGUGGCCGUGCCUUCAGUCACAGCUCUAACCUCACGCAGCAUCAGCUACUGCACACGGGUGAGCGGCCCUUCCGCUGUGGGGACUGCGGGAAGGCUUUUGCCAAGGGCGCAGUGUUGCUCAGCCACCGACGCAUCCACACGGGUGAGAAGCCCUUUGUAUGCACACAUUGCGGCCGUGCCUUCCGAGAGCGCCCAGCCCUCUUCCACCACCAGAGGAUCCACACAGGAGAGAAACCUGUGCGGAAACCGCGGCGUGGGACAGGCCUGUGCCCCCAGGCCAGGCCUUCUUUGGGAGCAUCAUCAGAGGGUUCACUGGGGAGGGAAGCUGGGCCCAUUCCCACUUCAGGUCCAGCCACAGUUUCAAAGCCUGCUGAAGCCUGAGUUCACAGCUGGUUGUCUAAACACCUGUGUCGCCCACACAUCCACAUUUUGGGGAAGACAUGGCCUUGUACUGUGGUUCCAUCUGCACAUGGUGAUGAUGUUUGCCAUUUCAGCCACAGGUCAUCCCAACGGUCAGGCUGCAGAAAUAUCGGGGCUGUGUGGAUGCUGGGACUUUGGUAGGGCAGAGACCUGGCAGAGUGCUGUUUCAUGCCUAUUAUGACCUGGGUAGUCAGGUGAGGAGGAGGAGGGUUGGAGUGCUGGGGAGGUGGUCCUAGAAGGUUCCCACGUCUACAGCAAUGACUGCCAGGCUGACCCUCAGGAUGUUCCUUCAAGACCUCAUUUCAUCCAAGGCCUCCUGUGAGCAGACCCAGGGGGUAGGAGGUCAUGUGCUGUCUGGUGUUGGCCUUGGGCUCUAAGUCUCAGCUUCCACCUCUGGAAAAGAAUGGGAAGGAGGGAGGGAGAGAGAGAUUCAGGCCUACCGAGGGUAUCUGCAGGACCCUGAUAGGCAGGAUCUUGAUAAGGGCCAACAUGUGCCCCUUGCCACCCCUGUGAGGUGGCUGCUGUGGUUGGUACCCCAUUUCUCAGAUGAGGAAACUGAGGCAGAGAGAGGGGAUGUGAGUUGCACACAGCAGAGCCAGGACAUGGCUCCUGGCCAUAGGCUCAGCAUCCCGAGCUCAGCACUCUGCCCCCAUGCUCUGGCACCCAUGCUCUAGUCUGCCAGUGUGAGAGCUGGGUGAUGCCAGGCCUGGCUACCUGCACCUAGAACUCCCACAGACGGUGGAGCAAGUAGAGGUAGAGGGCCCUGGGUUGGAGAGAGGGAGACCAGCAUCAAGAAUGAUGGCUCUUCAGCCAUGCUCUUCCAUUCAGUUUCUCAUCCAAGCCUCAGGAUUAGCCACAUCCUCUUGUUACCAAAGGCUCCCUUACAGGAGCCUUUAUAUCCCCACUGCCCUGAGAAGAGGUGAUCAUAACAGGUUUGGGGGAGACCAGAUGGGACUACUUGUUUCUGCAGAGUCUGGUGGACAGGUGUCCACCUGUUCUCUUGCCUCAAGUGGAAAGGGGAUUUGCCGUUCCCUAAGGCCAUGUGUGUGCACCCUCCCAUCGUGGGACACCUCCACAUGGCUGGGACACUGAGUCUGAUGGGUGGGGUGGGGCACAGGUUUCUCCCUGUGGCUCUCAGCGGACCAGCAUCCAUUGUGACCUGAGGCUUUACUCCCAGGGAUGUUAGUGGACUCUUGGGAACAAAAAAGAAAAGACCCAAAAGUAGAAGUUGGAAUGGACGUAUAUUGUGCAAAUCUUUGCACAACACUAUGGAAAUGCACAGCCUGGCCUCCCCUCCCAACGUCCAGAUUAUGGUUCGGGAGUGUUUAACAACACAGUCUUCACAGAGCUGUGAAGUUUUGCUUCAACCAGGUCCUUUUGAGGGUCUAAAGGUUAGCUACACAGCUUGCCUGUUCCCCAAAUAAGGGUCUGGGACGUUUAUGUAAUGACAGCCAAAAGUUCAUGGGAGUCUGCGAAGAGACUUGGGCUAUGUUAGACAUCAUGAAGUUGCCCAAGUCUCUGUUUUUUUUUUUUUUUUUUUUUUUUAAUAAUUUUUUUCCAAGUCUCCGUUCUACUAUAAGAUGAGUCUUUGUAGAUCCAGGCUCGGCAGCCUGAGAUAAGGGGGUACCCUAGUCCCAUCACCUCCAAGGUUCGCAGCCUCCUGUCACACAAAAUGAACACAGAAAUGAUGUGUCUCCCCCCUCUCCCCCUCGCAUCUACCUGCCAGCACGUUCAGACUUAUCUUCCAUCUCUGGAACCUCGUAAGUCCUAUAAUGAGGGGAGAUGUGGCAGCAGUGAGAGAUGUCUUGCAGGGAACUGGGUCACCAAGAUCGUUGGAGUAUAGUUCCAGAACUUCUGGUAUGGUGCAGGACCUUGAACCACUGUCCACCCCUCCUGGACUCCUCUGCUCUGACCUUGUUCCUACUCCAUUUCCCCCAGAUUCACUUUCAGGAGGGUGACUUGAUUAGGCCACAGCCUCACUCCACACUCUGUUCGGAGACCUCUGGGGAAUCCAUGGGAUUUGGGAUAAAAGGCAUCUGUCAAA
Molecule: messenger RNA, 6030 nt
Organism: Canis lupus familiaris (dog)
Lineage: Eukaryota; Metazoa; Chordata; Mammalia; Carnivora; Canidae
Product: zinc finger protein 324A
Exons: 11
Coding region: 405-3947 (1180 amino acids)
Biological process (GO): negative regulation of transcription by RNA polymerase II
Molecular function (GO): DNA-binding transcription repressor activity, RNA polymerase II-specific
Source: RefSeq, a predicted model, not a curated record